CAAGCGUGCAUGACUCAAAAAAGCCUUUAUGUCGGGUAUUGGUCAACUGUAAACACAAAAAGGCCUUUGAACCUGCAUGCAUGCACAAAAUUUCCCCCAUCGUUACUAUAUAUAAGUUUGCAGUUUGCCAGCACGAAACGCAACAUUCUGUUCGUGACUGGUGAAUCGCUCGCUGUCUUGAAAUCUAAAAAUGACGAAAACUUUGUUCCUUUUGGUCUGUUUGGUGAUUGUUUUGGCCCGUACAAGGUAAACUGGAGUGGCCUACUGGGCACAAUUGAUUAAUUUGUUAUAUAUUUCGAAAUCUAAAGACAUGCAUGUGCUACAUUUCAUUGAAACUUCCAGAAAUAAGUGGUGGUAUUUACAGCCAUUUUAAUACCUGGACGAUUCUUGGUGAUUUUUGUGCCGUCAUGUCCUUGCACGUAAAUUAAAGUUCUCUCAUAAUUAUACACUAAAUUAUAUGCUUAUAUAUUAUUCUCGUUUGUUGAUGUUCCAGGCAACAGGUUUAUAAUUAAGUUUGACCAUCAUUUUAUUUAGACCGAUUACUGAAGAAGAUAGCAAAAUUGCAUAGCUCUGGGUGGUUGGGUGGGUGGGUGGGUGGGUGGGUGGGGGGAGGGGAAGAACUGAAUUUUCUGUGUUUUAUAUCACUAAUUAUGUGUUUUAAUAUUUACUAUAUUUUUACAUUUUAGUUAUGCAGGCUUGCUAGAAAAUGAUUUUCGUCACAGUAAUGAUGAACGUGUAGAUUGUCGACGGGGAAAUGAGCGCGAGGACGAUGGAGUAGGACCACCACAAUGUAAGAAAAAAUCGUUCUGCUAUACUGCACCUAAACUUAGUUCAAACAAUUUUUGAGCAUUACGAGCGUCUAAAAUUCUGAGUAGUUCAGCUGAGGGGUGUGUUUUGAGCUGGAUAGCACUAUAUCCGCCGGAUUAUACUUUAUAAAUUAAACUUUCUUUUUAUUAAUUGUUGUUCAUGUCCGUGGUUUUAAAUAGCACAGCUAUUCGACCAUCCCAAACCAAGGCAUUUUUUAAUACCAUAGACUGGUGGGGCAUUUGCCCCACUGGGCCCCUUCCUCUGCCCCACCACUAAAGAAAAAUAAAGGCCAAUUGCCUCAAAGCCAGGGCCCUAGGACCUGUAUUGAGUAAAUGAGUUUGUAACAUUGAACAGAAGUUUAAAAAACAAAAUUUGUUGGUGAGCAUACUUAAACCUAUGUUGUACGUGUUUGAAUGUUUACCAUGCAAUUUAUACAAAUUUCACCAUUAAAAAUUUUUUUGAGAAGCUGAGAUUUUUUUAAAAAUGUGUUCUCAGAAUGCAGAAAAUGCUAUUUGAGAGACCUAAGAUUUAAAAUUUUCUGGGGAGGACAUGCCCCCAGACCCCCUAGUUAACUGGUGUCUGCGGGACUCGGCUCACACCGUCGGCAAUCACGUACUGUCGUGGGAGGAGGGCAAGGAAAAUGGGCCCAUUGGCAGUUUUGCCCCCACCACUGGAGAAUCCUUAAAAAAUGCACUGUGACUCAAAACUCUUUAAUGAUUCCUGAGUAAAUCAGCCAACUAUAUUGCUUUAUUUUGCUCACAUGAUUCAGCCCACUUUAAGUAGUGAUUUAUUCGUAUGGAUGACUUGAAACCUGGUCCAGUCCCCAUAGUCGGAUUUGAAAUAUUACUUCGUACAACCGAGUCCAAUUCUUUAUAAGAAGAUAGACUUAUUACAUUCUUUUCAUUUUAGUUUAUUUAUCAUUAAAUCCUGCUGGAGAACGUUUGGCCUAUGGUCAGAACCCCGAGUAUAAGUACAGGCGAGUGUCUUUUGAACCGAGGCACAUGAUCGGAAAUACUCUUCUGCCAUUCAAUUUGCCUUUGUGCUCUGAUAAUUCGCUCGAACCUGUUGCAGUGAAUAGGAAAGAGCAGCAAUUAUACGUGGAUACACAUUUGCAACUCUAUAUGGCAGAUAGGGACGGGCAAAACAGUGAAUACCAAGAAGUCCUUCUGCAUUAUAAUUCAAACAACAAGAGAGUUUUCGUUACUAUCUACAACAAUUUUCCCAUUCAGGCCUUGUGUCUGACGGAGGGUCAGAAUGGAGCAGAGCUUUCAACGGAUUGUAGCGAUGAAUACUCUUUGGAGAGAGUUGCAGAAGUGAAUGCUUCCUUGUUCCAAAUAACAUUUUAGAUAUGAUCUAUAUAGCUAGUUUAAACAUGUAAAGUCCUGACUAAUGUUAUUCCAUACUGGACACAGUAAUGGCUAGGGCCUCUUUAAGAAUUGGUCUGUGGGGAGGGGGUUGGCAUCAAGAAAAAUGGAUCCAACUAUGACGUGGUGAACUGGAUGGGGGCCACCCUUAGAAAAUUUUUGUAUUUUUCAGCCUCUAAAGCUUGACUUUCGGAGAAGCCAGCCAACAUUGAGCUUGGGGGGACUUGCUCUCUCCAGUCUUUUGGGUUAAAAGGGCCCUGGUAAUGGCAAUCCCAUAUUGAUCCCAUACAGGCCUAGAGUUUAAUACAUGAAGAAACAAGAAAGCCGUAUUGGCCGAAUUAUCAAAUACCUAUGAUAUUGGUAAAAUGAAGCUGGCUUCAUUCUUUUCCGACAUACAUCCAUGUAGGACCGAGGCAACUAAUUUGUGAUCAUGCGCAGAUCUGCUUAGUGCAGACAUCAAACCCCAGUCUGAAAGGUAAUAUGUGCAAUCAAUAACUAAACAGUCUGUAAUCUUACUUUUGCUCAUGAUCAUCCUAGUGUUAAUUUCAUUGUAUUUCUAUUUACAACAGGUAAACUGAAGACUUUUAAAGUUCUCUGACUCGACUUUUCUUUAAGUAGUAAAAAUUGUAGACUAGUACCAAAUAACUGUUAUCACCGAUUAAUUUGUUAGAAUUCGAUGUUAAUGUAAUAAAGUUACGAAUAAAUAUUUUUGUUCUCGGUGCGUGU
This is a messenger RNA of Paramuricea clavata, 2897 nucleotides long. NCBI's taxonomy places the organism in Eukaryota, Metazoa, Cnidaria, Anthozoa, Malacalcyonacea, Plexauridae. The record is from the annotation of a GenBank genome assembly.